AAUUUAAAUACCAUAAGCUGGUCCGUUCUCCCCGAGCUUCUAGAUCUGUUACCAAACAAGAGGAGGAAAACGGUGAGUGCCGAAGUUGCAGCUGCACCAAAGCCAGAUCACUACGAUAGAGCAAGUGAAUUGAAGGCUUUUGACGACACAAAAGCCGGUGUCAAAGGACUGGUAGAUGCUGGGGUUACUGAGAUCCCUCGUAUAUUCCAUUUACCACCGGACAUCUUUGACAAGAACUUAGUUUCUGACCAUGACAAUCAGUUCAGCACAAUUCCUGUCAUAGAUCUCAAAGGCAUCGAAAAAGAUGUGACAAAACGCAAGGAGGUUGUGGAAGCGGUUCGUGAUGCAUCAGAAACAUGGGGUUUCUUUCAGGUGGUGAAUCAUGGAAUCCCUGUGGGUGUUCUAGAGGAGAUGAAGGAAGGGGUGCGGAGGUUCUACGAGCAAGAUACUGAGAUUAAGAAAGAGUUCUACACUCGUGACCACAUGAAACCGGUUGUGUACAACACCAACUUCGAUUUCUAUAGUGCACCGACUACCAAUUGGAGGGAUACGUUUAUGUGUUCUAUGGCUCCUAAUCCUCCCAAGUCAAAACAACUACCAGCUCCAUGCAGAGACAUACUGGAAGAGUACUCCAAACAAGUGAUGGAGUUGGGGAUUUCAUUGUUCGACCUAUUGUCGGAGGCUCUUGGGCUAAACCCAAAGUACCUAAAUGGCAUUGAUUGCGCUGAGGGGCUCCAAGUUCUUUGCCAUUACUAUCCGGCUUGCCCACAGCCAGAGUUGACAUUGGGCACAACUCAGCAUGCUGACAAUUCCUUCCCUACUGUGCUUCUGCAAGACCAUAUUGGUGGCCUCCAAGUUGUUCAUCAGGACAAGUGGACCGACAUUCCCCCCGUGCCUGGGGCUCUUGUUGUUAACGUUGGAGAUCUUCUACAGCUUAUAACAAAUGAUAGGUUUAAGAGCGUUGAACACAGAGUAUUGGCCAGCCUGACAGGUCUAAGAGUGUCUGUGGCAAGCUUUUUCUGCACAGGUUUUCAGCCGACCGGAAAAGUUUAUGAACCCAUCAAGAAAUUAUUAUCAAAAGACACUCCUCCAAAGUAUAAGGAAACCACAGUGAGAGAUUACAGUGUCUACCUCCAAGAAAAGGGCCUUGAUGGGACUUUUGUGCUGCUGCAUUUCAGGAUUUGAACUCUUAUACACGUUUCGUGUUGGAUUUCAGGAUUUCUCAAACUACUUUAAGUGGUUAAUUGCUAUAUUAUCGGAAAAAAAAAUGUUAGGGGCCCAAGUCUACCUAUAUAGACUCAUAGAGGAGUGUUACAAGGGCAACUACUUAUAUAUGUACUCUAAAUCUCAUUUAUUAUAAGUACCCUUUAAAACCAUAUGUCAAUCCAUGCGACAAUAUCGCAAUGAUCUUUUUUAUGGUUAUGCCGCGAUCGAUGAUAGGUACUUAAUAUAUUUGGAACCUUCUGAAGAUUUUCUAUA
Molecule: messenger RNA, 1479 nt
Organism: Juglans regia (Persian walnut)
Lineage: Eukaryota; Viridiplantae; Streptophyta; Magnoliopsida; Fagales; Juglandaceae
Product: 1-aminocyclopropane-1-carboxylate oxidase homolog 3-like
Exons: 3
Coding region: 412-1185 (257 amino acids)
Source: RefSeq, a predicted model, not a curated record